This is a messenger RNA of Nematolebias whitei (Rio pearlfish), 1906 nucleotides long. RefSeq names its product leucine-rich repeat LGI family, member 2a (gene lgi2a). Gene Ontology annotation, molecular function: protein binding. Gene Ontology annotation, biological process: inhibitory synapse assembly. The coding region runs from base 1 to 1620 and encodes 539 amino acids. The transcript is spliced from 8 exons. The record is from RefSeq and is a predicted model, not a curated record. Lineage: Eukaryota; Metazoa; Chordata; Actinopteri; Cyprinodontiformes; Rivulidae.
AUGCUGCCAGCUCUCAGGAUUUGGGCUUUUCUGUGUGCAUCAUUGUGCUUCCUGUGUCCACCGGCUCAUCUGAAAAAGGCUUUCCGAUGCCCUUCAACAUGCAGCUGCUCCAAGGAGUCCAUCAUCUGCGUCGGGUCCUCCUACAUCCUCAGGAUGGCCCCAAAUGAGAUCAGCUCUUUGAGCAUCGUCAAUGGGACUUUUACUGAGGUCAAAGAAGCAAUGUUUGCCCACAUGCCCACCCUCCAGCUACUGCUUUUGAAUUCAAAUUCUCUAACGACCAUAAAAGACGAUGCGUUCGCAGGUCUUCCACACCUGGAGUAUCUGUUCAUUGAGAGUAAUAAACUAGAGACUACAUCAAAAUUUGCCUUCAGAGGACUCAGGGAUCUGACUCACUUGUCUUUGGCAAACAACAAUAUUAAAUUUCUACCCAGGGACGUCUUCAUUGAUCUGGAUUCUUUGAUAGAGUUGGACCUGCGAGGCAACGCCUUUGAGUGUGACUGCAGGGCCAAAUGGCUCAUGACGUGGCUGAAGAGCACCAAUGCCACGGUGUCGGAUGUUGUGUGUGCCGGACCGGAGGACCUGAAGGACAAGCGCCUCAAUGACAUGAACAGUUUGCACAACGAGUGCAUGUCAACGGAUUUUGUUCUUCAUCAGUCUGUGGCGUCUGAGUCCCUGUUUGUUGACACAUUUAGUUUUAAGAACGAUGUUUAUGUGACCAUUGCUGCACCCAGCAGUGACAGCUGUAUGGUUUUCCAAUGGGACCACAUUGAAAUGAACUUCAGGACGUACGAUAACAUCACAGCUCAGUCCAUCGUGGGUUGCAAGUCAGUUGUCAUCCAAAACGAGGUGUUCGUCAUUGUGGCGCAGCUCUUCGGCGGGUCCCACAUUUACAAGUUUGACGACGACCAGAGCAGGUUCAAUAAGUUCCAGGACACCGAAGUGUCCAAGAUCUCCAAACCCAACGACAUUGAGGCAUUUCAGAUUGGAUCUGACUGGUUCUUUGUGAUUGCUGACAGCUCAAAAGCUGGUCUGUCAACCCUCUACAAGUGGAAUGAUAACGGUUUUUAUUCGUACCAGUCCUUGCACGAGUGGUACCGCGACACGGACGCAGAGUUCUUGAACUUGGAUGGGAAGGCUCACCUCAUUUUGGCGAGCCGCUCACAAGUUCCUGUGAUUUACCACUGGAGCCGGAGCAACCAGAAGUUCAUCCUGCAGGGGGAGAUCCCCAACAUGGAGGACGUCGUAGCCGUGAAGCACUUUCGGAUCAAGGACGAGCUCUACCUUGCUAUGACCCGCUACAUCGGUGACUCUAAAGUCUUAAAAUGGGGUCCGAAACAGUUUUCAGAGAUCCAGGCUUUGCCUUCACGAGGCUCCAUGAUUCUCCAGCCGUUCUCUUUCAAAGACCGUUACUACCUGGCUCUGGGAAGUGACUACACCUUUUCUCAAAUCUACCUUUGGGACGACGACAAGAAAAUCUUUGAACGCUUCAAGGAGGUGUACAUCCAAGCCCCACGCUCAUUCACUGUGGUUUCCACCGACCGCAGGGACUUUAUCUUUUCCUCCAGCUUCAAGGGAAACACGCAAAUCUUCGAACACGUCUUGAUUGACCUGAGCUUGUGAGGGACUCUGCUUCACUGUCCUUCCUGCAAUCAAAUGUCUUCCACUCAAAAGAAACAUUUGUGAAAGUAAAAGAAGGAGUUUAUGAAUUCUUAAAUAUUCAUACAUGCCCACAGGUGAGGCAUGAGGUGGUCAUCAUGGUCACGAAUGUGGGAUCAGUUUUGGGUUGUUAAAGAUUUAUUUAAUAGUUCUUUUUCUGAAGUGGGAUGAUUAUAGAACAUUCAGUGAUUUUUAAAAACAAGAAUUGGAGGCACGAGCUUGAAUUUAUUGUGAAUGUUCUCCAUGCCAC